Molecule: messenger RNA, 2949 nt
Organism: Amoebophrya sp. A25
Lineage: Eukaryota; Dinophyceae; Syndiniales; Amoebophryaceae
Source: the annotation of a GenBank genome assembly
CUCACAGGCGGGUUGCGCAUUAGUGUAGUAAGUUCUGUCUCAUUUUUGUAUCAAUAGUCACUGUCUUUUACAAAAAUAGUAAGUCUACUUGCCGUUUGUUUUGUCUUCCUUGUUUUUGAACGUAGUUAGAAUUACUUUCGUAGACAAGCUGCAAAAUGGCAACAAGCGCAGACGCCUUCCUUGCAGAUCUGGAGGAUCUCGAGGAAGAUCUCGGCUACCAAAAUGCCUAUGAUCCCCACAGCGGAGCCUUCCACGCCCAAGAUGACGAUAUGGAUGUGGAUGGCGGCCAAGGAGGCGCUUCUAAGAGAGCUGGAGAAAAUCUACUCGACGAUGAUGACGAGGAUGAGGAGGAUCCAGCCGAUGCGCCUAUAUCUAACAUGUUGAGGAGUGCGGAGUUCAAGAACGUGAUAGCAGAAGUCUGCGAAAAAAAGGACCUAGCCGCUGAAGACGCAGCAGAACAGGUUUCUGGUGCAGCAUUCACCGAGGACGAUCCGGAGUACAAGCUAGUCUCCAGAUGCAACACUCUGGUGAAAGAGAUCGACGAGGAAAUGUUCGUUCUCUACACCGAGGUGAAGGCGAUUUUUCAGACGAAGUUUCCUCAGUUGGAGAACAUUCUGGUGAAUCCGUUCGACUACCUGUCAGUAGUACAAAGGAUGGCGGAUGAAUGUAAGAGGAGUGGCGAUUGCGACAUCUCAAAGAUGGACUUCACGGACAUUCUGCCGAACCAACUGAUCAUGACAAUGACGAUUACAGCGACGCACUCAAAAACGGCACCAUUGGAGCCGAGGCAGUUGGCGAAGGUACUUUUUAGAUAUUGAUAUGUAUCUACAUCUACUCUGGAGGUUUUAGAUAUUGAUAUGUAUCUACUCGGGAGGUACUACUUAACUGAUUGGCCUCACACAAAGUAGACUUAUUUAUUGCUUUAUAAGAGGCACCAUGACAUGACAUUUUGUCUUCUGAGACCGAUCGUACAUACUCUCCGUCAUGUAGGUUUGUUCUAUGUUCAAUUCAACAGAGUAGCAUUUCUCGUUUUCUCCUCUGUAUUCUCUUCUCCAAGGCCCAAAUCCAUUCACCCUUGAACGCUUCAGGCCGUCACCGCAUGCGACGAAGCGUUUCAACUGAACGAUCAUAAAAGGGACGUCUUGCUCUACCUGGAAUCCCGGAUGUCUAUCUUCUGCCCAAAUCUAGCUACCCUCCUAAGCCCCUCAAUCGCUGCCAAACUUGUUACCGCAGCAGGAGGACUUCUGAAUUUAAGCAGAAUGCCAGCUCAAAACAUUAUGCUGAUAGGAGCCCAGAAACGGGCCAUGCUGGGUCUGGCGGGACACAAUAACCAGGGACUGGUGUUGAUGUGCGAUUUAAUCCAGAGUUCUAAACCGGAGCACAGAAGCAGGGCGAUACGGUACACCUGAAUAUAAACCUAGAAGAUGCCUCAGCUCUCUAUUUUCAGGUUUUGUUGUUCUUCUACUUCUUCAUCGAUUCUGUGAGUCCCAUAAGAUCCUCCUUUAAUGAACUCCUUCCACCGUUCCUUCUCAUAUGCAAAACGAAAACGUCAAACCACAAACUCCAAUUGCAGAUCUGGUGCAAUGGUCAGUGUACUGGACUUCGAAAUGCAGGAUCUCCCUUGAAACUUACCACCAAAGGUUCGAAUCCCACUACCAUGAUGACUCAUCAGUACCGCUAUCUGAGGGCUAGCCCCAGUGCGGAACGAAAAUGACAAGCAUAUGACUGAUAUUUCUACAGUGGUGAUACGCAGAGAUCUUCUACAGUUCAUCGUAACAGUGAUCAUCCUACUAUUGCGUAUCUACGCAACUACCACAGCCUCGUCGCUGGCAAAUCUGCUAUCGCUGCUAGAUGUGAUUGGCAUCGUACGAGUCAAUUAGGCGAAACGGGUGCUCAAUUACGCGAAUCUAUCCAAGCAGCUAUGGCGAAAGCCGCUCUUCCGCCACCUGCGAAGCAAAAGAAGGCCCUUCCUAGGCCAGACGAUGUCCCCUGUAAAAAGAGAGGAGGUAAGAGGCACAGAGCAUUGAAGGAGAAAUAUGCGCAGACGGUGAUGCAGAAACAGCAAAAUAGGGUGAAAUUUGGGGAAGAACCGGAACCAGAAAUCGCGCAGGAGAAAAUGGGCUUUGGAUUGGGGAUGAUAUCUGUGACAUCGACGAGAGGCGGCAGAGCGGACUACGUUGGAGGCCAAUUGACGGCGACGAACAGUACUUAUUGUUAUAAGGCUUGGGAGUUGACAUCUCGAUCUCUAAGCGCGUCUCUGUCGCAUAUCUGUGGCUUUCCUACUUGAAGGGCGCCAACUUUCAACCCCUAAUGUUGCGUUUAUUUUUUGCUCACUUCUGACUGUGAUUUCCUUUUGGACUGUGAAAUGUUCGACUUCAGUUCGAGGACUAAUGUUAUGGAUCAUUUCGUGAUUACAACACCUCACCUAAUGUUAUGGAAAUUAUCGAUAACUACUCUUAACUUUUUCCCAACGUUCCAAAAUAAACCUCUUUCUACCCAAAAAACCAGCUGGCGGCAGCGGCAAAGUCAAGGCUGCAAAGCAAAAAGAAAAGCAGAGAAACGAGGCUGCUAUGAAACGCCAGCGCUUAGCAGCAGGUGCAGGUGUGCGAGAGUCUGGUAUGUCGAGUUCGUUGGCCUUUACCCCCGUCCAAGGUAUCGAACUCGUAAACCCUGUUCAAAAGAAGCAAACCAUCGACCCUGCGGACAGAUACUUCGCAAACAGCGCAAAUUUUGUGUCGUUGAAUGAACAAUGAACAUAUGGCGAUAUGUGAAGAAGGCGCUUUAUUCGACGACCAUAGACUUUUACAUUGAGUUUUUGUGUCCUCAGCAUUCUCUUUAUCCCCCUUCCCGACGCUUAACCCACAAAAUUUAAUGACAUGUUGUACACGGACUUGUGCUGUGUUUUACAAGUAAUGACUUGCCUGAAGCAAGGCACAUCAAGUAAAUGAA